Durusdinium trenchii is the source of this 4985-nucleotide messenger RNA. NCBI's taxonomy places the organism in Eukaryota, Dinophyceae, Suessiales, Symbiodiniaceae. The record is from the annotation of a GenBank genome assembly.
AGCACGUGGGGCGCGAGUCGCGCGACGCGUUCGGCCGGGCUCCCCACCGGCCGAUGCUGUGGCUGGCGACAGUGGGCGCCCACGUACCGUGGACCUCAAUUGUGGCGCUCACGCUGGUGCGUGGACAGGAUUGUUUGACUGGCUUGGUGGAAGUUGUGCCGGAAGAGCAGCGGCAGCUGCUGGCAAACGAGAAGCCUUUGGGGGUUUGGAAUGUCUAUGGCAACAAGUUUCAGGUGGACACUCCAGUGGCGCUCUUACAGAUCCUGGUUGAGGAGAUCCUCGGGUAUCGGGUCGCCGUGACGCCGCGCUACGCGGGGAACAUGAACCACGUCUACUACGCGCUGGCCGGCUGCGAGGAGCCUGAGAACGAGAUGAAUCAAAGUUGCACUGGGAAGCCCAGCAAUUUUCAUGUCUCUCUAGGCUUGCACGUCUCCAACACUAGCCAAAUCCACAUGGCACGUGUGCAACGCCUGAAGAUUGGCGGCAUGCUGGAGGAUCUGGGCCACAUGGGCACGCCCAGCUCCACCGGAUUGAUGAUCUCCCGUGCCACAGUGCAACGGGCACUGGAAGAUGACUCUCCCCUCUUCUUGGAUGACUGGAGGAGCUAUGAUGGCCGCUAUCACCAGCCGCAGCGCUUCUUUCGACGCCUGGAAGACCUGGAGGGCGCCCUGAUCUCGUGCGAUGCCUGGGCCAUGGAACCCGGGGAGUAUCUCACGCGCUACGCCGCGCUCACGGGUGACUUUGAAGGUCUAAGGUUCACAGUGGAUGGAGUGCGUCCUCGCUGCUGGCGUGACGUUUGGUGGCUGGCGCCCGCGUGCCGGAACAGCACGGACUGCUUCCCCUGCUUGACGGGCUCCGCAAGUGGCUACAAUGUGAUUCUUGCGGAGGAGGUGAUGCAGAAGGCCGCAUUUUGGCAUAUGCCACUGGCCUUGGGUGUGGCCCACUACAACGGCUCCUCGGACUUUUCCUCCUUGGUGCUCUCACAAAGAGACGUGUUGUUCAUGUUCUGGGAGCCUUCGGUGGAGUUCCAAGCGGUCGAUCCUAUGUUCGUGAGGUUCCCCGACUUCAAUGAGACGCAGUGGGCUUUCAACGUGAUGGCCAGCAAGAGGGAGGCGACCUGGCCGAUCACCGUGGUGAGCAAUGAAUUGGCGCAGCUCGCGCCCGACGUCCGCGUCCUGCUGCAGCGGAUGCUCUUGUCGUUAGAGGAUCUGAACCAGAUGCUCCAGUUCAGCUACGACUCCCUGGAGAGAUUCGAUCGUUGCUUCUCCUGCGCCGCUCGCAGCGGCGCCUGCCAGUGGCUCCGAGCGCAGGGCACGGACGCGAUUUGGAAGCCUUGGAUCCCCAAGAAGGGCGCGUGCUUCGCCGGUCAAGGCAUGUACUCCAUCACCGAACGGCGCUUCGUGGGCAGCCGCGGCGACGACGUGAUCUGCGUGGCUUGCACCGCGGGGCGCUUCAGUCGACUGGUGCAGGACGAAAUGGGGGACACCGCCGAUUGCCGCCCUUGCGCGAAGGGUUACUUUCAGCCAUCCAGCUCGGCAGUGAGUUGCGACCCCUGCCCCAUGGGACGCUUCGCCGCGAGCGCCCGCAGUGCCUACUGCGAGUCCUGCCCCAUAGGCACAUACCAGGCGAAGGAGGCCUCAAGUGCUUGCGUGGAUUGCCCCAUCGGGAUGACCACGUGGGGCUUGGAAGCUUUCAGUUUCUUCUUCUGCACUUGCCAGGAGGGCUGGUAUCGAAUUGGACUCGAGUCCAACUGCUCGGAAUGCCCCGCGGGGAUGCACUGCCCAGGCGAAGCCUUCCUGCCCCAGCAAAAGGCGGGGUUUUGGGCCUACACCACCAACCUCAUCCAGCGAGACCCCAACGUCGCCGUCGUCAGUGUGGGCUCGCUGGGCAGCAGCGGUGUGUUGUAUGGUCCACCCUACUCGGUCUACCAAUGCCGCAAUGAGCUGCAAUGCCCUGCUGGUGAAGUGAUGACAUGCGCGAAGAACCGCAUUGGUCAGGCAUGUGGCAGUUGCAUGAAAGGGCAUUCGGCGCAGUUUGAUGGCACGUGCAAGAUCUGUGACGGAGAGUCGCUGUGGCCUGUCUUUCUGAUGCUCUUCGUGUCCUUGGCCUUGUUGCCCUUGAUCGUGGCGGCAGGGCUCAUCAUGACGAAGGCACGACGGACGGCCUUGAGCGUCUUCAUGGUCAGUCUGAUCUUCGGACAGAUCGUGGUGUGUUUGCAGGGCCUGGAUGCGAUCUACCAGUUGGAUCUCACGUGGAAGGACCCGGCCAAGGCCAUCUUGGCUGCCCUCGCUGUCUUCAAUUUGGACCUGGAGUUCAGCUGCUUGCUGCCGCCACAAAGUUAUACGGUAGAAUAUGUCUUGAAGCUCCUGGCCUAUCCGGCUGUGGUGUUCAUCACCUUCCUGGCAUGGUUGAGCACCCGAUGUAGCAAACAUGCGGUGCCCUUCAAUGCCUUUGUGAACGUCCAUGGCCUUUUUGUGGUGGCACUCCUGACCGCUUUGUCACUCACUGUCGUGCGCCCCCUCCAGUGCCGCAGCAAUCCGAAUGGGCUCUUUACUGUCUCUUCCAGGCCAGACCUGACAUGCUGGGAGACUGAAGAACAUCAAACUUUAGUGGUUUUCGUCUCCAUCGGCAUCUUGGCCUAUCCCGUGACCAUCCUCAGCUGCAUCGCUUACCUCACCAGGAAGUAUCCGAUCUGGCUACGCUCGGGUGGUGGGAUCAAGGUCAUGGAACGGUACCGCUUUCUUUUUGCUCGCUUCCGCCCAGAGCGCUACUACUUCGGGUUGAUUCUCUCGGUGCACAACUUGACGGUGGCCGUGAUCCCUGCGGCUUUGGUGGCCUUUCCGGCGCUGCAGGUGGGCAUCAUGGGCUGUGUGAUUUGUGACCUCGACCACCUGACGACACCGCCACAGAUCGGACGGGAUCGGCGCCUUCUGCACCGUUCCAAGCUCGUUGCACAGAUCCUCCUCUGGCCUUGGAGAAUGGACCUGGCCAACUACAACGACGCGGCGCUGUCCGCCGGGCUCAUGACCAUCUUGCUCCUAGCCUCGCCACUCCUGAACAUCGACCAGGGGCAGACACGGCAGUCGGUGGCGGUGCUCCUGAGCUGCGUGAUGAUCUUGCUGCCGCUGGUGGCCAUUUUCAUCGCCUUUGCCGUGGUCCUGGCCAGGUUACGGCCGCAGAGCAAGUUCGGUGCCUUCUUGUGCCACCAUAAGGCGGGUGCCGGUGCGCUGUGCCGCUUCUUCAAGCUGGUGGCGAAGAAGUACGUCAACAUCAAUCUCUUCCUGGACUCCGACGAGCUGGAUGACCUUGCCAGGAUCUUUGACAUCGUCAAGGCGGACACCCGAAGCUUGGUUGUGGUGCUGACCAGCGAACUUCUACAUCGUAUGUGGUGUGCUGGGGAGAUCGCCACGGCGCACAAGCACCAGAUUCCCAUCAUCCCCCUGUACUGCGAUGACUUCGGCUUUCCGGAUGCUUCCUGCAUUGCCACCAUGGAAUCCGUGUGGAGCGAGGAGCAACGAGGGACACUGGUGUCCCAUGGGAUUUCCAUGGAAGACAUCAAGGCAGCCUAUCGCUCCCUGCGCACGCUGCCGGGCGUGGAUUUGAAGCGUCGCUGGUCUUUGGAAGCGCAAGAGGACGCCGUGUUGCAGGUCCUCACCGCCGUUUACGAGCGCGGUCCUCGGGUGGAAGUGGCGACAGCACCCAGCGUGAAGAGCGCCAAGGUCUUGGUCUGUGUGACGGAAGAAGCAGAGGCGAUCUCUGCUGGGUUCAUCCUGCAGCAGAUGGUUCAAACCAAACUACAGACCGUGACCUUUUUGGCACGCACCCCGGAAGAUGUCUUUGAGAGUGCUUCCUUUGCCCUCGUGAUCUUGAGUAAGGGCAUCCUCGAGGACUGUGGCUUUGCGCAGAUCUUACUGGCCAUUCGAAGGGCCUCGGUGGCGCUGGUCCCCGUGAACGAUGGCAGCUUCGACUUUCCGGGCCUCGAAUUCUACCAGCAGGUGCAGGAGGGGAACCUGGUGAUACCAGGCCUUGCUCCCAAUCAGGGGCCACCCCUUGCGCGCGCCUUUCAGGCGCUGCUGAGCAUUUUGGCGUUGCCCAUGACGCCACAUGCCUCCAUUGGCAUCCUGGAAAGGCAAGUCGACCAGAUUUGUCAGCGCUUUGGGAACUGGGACGAUGUCGUGGAGAGGUCGUCGUCGGUGAAGUCGAGCUCCCGGCGUCCGAUGAGCGAGUUGGAGGACGCCAUGGAGGAGGAGAUGAAGGUUAUAGGAGGAGCAGGCUGUUGAGCAGUCAAGGAGAAGACCAGUCAGCCAGAGAGGUGCACAGGGAGGUUUCUUGGCGGCGCAGGCUGCGAAACUGCUUGCAGCCUGGGAGGAGGAGGGUCAAACCCUGGUAGUGCCCACUGCGAUCUGGUGCUUGCUGUUGCUGUCCAGCAGUUCUAACAACCAUCGCCUGAGAGGUGGUGAAAUAUAAACAGGUCCCACUGGGGCCGGGGUCUGCGGUACUUAGGCAAAUGCAUGAGGGGGACCUAAUUCUGCUGGUCCAUCCGUCAUCCUGGUCGAUCUGGGCCUUCCCAUUUUCCAUCGACCGCUCCAACUGCGAAGGAGCUCGACGUGGUACCUCGCGAGUCCAGCACCAUGGACGUCUGACAGAGCGGCUCGAUCGUCUCGUCGCCGCGGCGCGAGUCGUCACGCCGGAGGGAGCAGACGGUCGGAGUGGUUAGCCCAGGGGGGUCCAAGGACCAUGGUUAUAGGAACAUAAUUGUGAACGCAUAUUAAAUGGGUUUCAACUGUUUUAUAUAAACCCCCUUGGAUCUUGGGGGGAUCGCCCUCGACCUUUUCUGCGGUGAUGGUCUUCCAAAGGAACGACCGAGCUUCGGACGUCGUGAGACGCCGUGCUUCGUUCACCGCUGAACUUUGCUUCGUCGCUUCGUCGACGAGUUCGUCGAAACCCGGGGGGGGGGAGGCGGAGCCAUCGGAGCAUCGGGCGCC